UUCAAGUGUUUGCGCAAAAGAAGUAAAAACAAAGCCAAAAAAAAACGUAAAGCAAAAGGCAAUACCGUAGAAAAAUUCACAUAUUGUGGCAAUCGUGAGGCGAUUCACACGCUCAGUUGCAAAUGUUUUAGAAAUUUGUUUAUUAGGCACACCGAAUAUUCACACAAGUUGUAGAUAAGCGCUGCCUACUACUCUUGCCGUACACAAUAAUUCAAAAACGCACGUACAUACAAGCAAUUUCGCUGUGUUCCCCAACCUUGGGGUCCGCCGACGACGCCGUCGUCGCAUUUUUUAAGACAUUGGGUAUGACAUGAGACAUAAUCGGCACAUUAGACGGCUACGUAAUUCGCGAUAAGCGCACAUAGAAAACAAAACCAGGGGACAGGGACGCCCCCCAUCAAGAUGUCCGCCGCUUCCGACGAGCUCACAGGCGUCGCCACAGAUAAGGAGAAUAUAUUGCGAGGUCUCAACAAGCUGCGCAACGAAUGCAAGCUCACCGAUGUCACACUUCUGGUGGAGAACGUUCGCUUUAAGGCUCAUCGCGUUGUGCUUGCCGCCAGCAGCGACUACUUUUGUGCCAUGUUCGCCGGCAGUGCCAUGAUUGAGUCGCGCACGGAAGAGAUUGAGCUUCAUGGUGUAUCGGCACGCGCUAUUGGCGCAAUUAUCGACUAUAUAUACACAUCGGCGUUAGAACUGAAUGUGGAAAACAUCGAAGAGUUGUUAGCUGCCUCCACCCACGUUCAGGUGAAGGAUGUGAUUGAACGUUGCACUGCCUUUCUUGAACAAAAGAUCAACAUGGACAAUUGCUUGGCUAUUGCCAGCCUGGGCGAUAUCUACAGCCAAGACAGACUUGCAGAACGCGCCUAUCGCUUUAUAUGCGCCCACUUUAAGGAAUUUGCAUCAUCGUCCGAUUUCAAAGACAUUAAGGUGGAUCAGCUCCGCUACGUACUAUCCUGCAACUUCCCGAUGGAUGUGAGUGAGCACAAGUUGGUGCAGCUGCUGUGCGUAUAUGGUGUGCAGCAGAAGCUUGAUGAUGCUAAACUAAGCGAGCUGUGGCAUCUCGUCCAUUGGAAUCACAUUACGUAUAAGAAUAUAAAGUCAUUACGCCACAUAGUUGUAUCGGUGGGCGAGGGUGCUCCUCAGAUAUUGCCAGUCUCUUGCUAUUACCGACUGAAAAAGGAGUAUUUAAACAGAAUGAAACAAUAUCCCAUCCUUAGCUCUAUCGUCGACAUAGACCCUGUCCUUCAGGGACCGGUAAACGUACGCGGCAUGGAGCUCAGCCUUCUCAAAAUCGGAGGAUUCGAGUAUAAUGGUCUAACUAAUGGGAUUAUGUGCUUCUCACCAUCGCUCAUGAAGUGGUUCGAGUUGACAACCAUUCCCCAUCUUGAUCAAUGCAACUAUGGAACUGCCGUUCUUAAAAAUGAGCUAUUCAUUGUUGGCGGUGCCUACGAUGUGUGUCUAAAGGAGUACAUCCACCCCUUUGGGUUCCGUUAUUGUCCCUUACGAAACCAUUGGGAUGGCAUGGCACAAAUACAGUUGGAUCGCUGUCGUUUCUCUCUAAAUGCCGUGGGCGAAAAACACCUCUAUGCCGUUGGCGGCAUCGUCGAGAACGAUGAUAACAACUCCGAAGAUCUGUUUAGUCUCCACUCUAAUGUAGAACGAUACGACGUUGAGACCAAUAAAUGGACCUACAUGCCUAAACUGGUGGAGAAUCGAAGUCAGCAUGCUGGCGUCACCGUCGGAAGCAAGCUGUAUAUAUCGGGCGGAAUUCAUCUGGCACACAUUCUGUCCUCAUUGUGGUGCUUCGACACCGAAACCGAAAAGUGGGAGGAGCUGGCUCCAAUGCCCAGACCAUGCUGUGAUCAUGUGCUCGUCAAUGUCGGCAAUCGCAUUUAUUCCUGUGGCGGCUGGUACGAAAAUGUGAACUCAUCCCGUGUGCUGGAGCAAUGCAUUUAUGUCUAUGAUAUAAAGUAUAACUUUUGGGAUGUCGAAACACAAAUACCAUCCCCGAAAUUCUACUCAGGCGUCUCAGUGCUGCGUCACACAAUCUUCUUCGUGGGUGGACUAGACCCCACAGAGUCUAUCGAUCGUGCCUCAUCGGAAACCAUGGCCUAUGAUGUGAAAAGAAAGACUUGGUGGCGUCGUGAAGACUGGUGGGACACUCCCACCCAUGUCUGGGAAGCUACAUGUGUUCCUUUAUACGUGCCUAGCCCUAGCCCUAAGACAUAAUGUAUGCUAGACAGAGACAGGGGGCUGAGGAGCACGCGUUUCCUUAUCAAUCGCGCGAUGCUUAAGAGACAGAUGCAUGGAGAAGUAGUGCGAAAGAGAGAGAGAGAGAGUGAGAAGGAGAGGGAGAGUAAGGGAAAGAGAAAGAUAGAGAAGGCGAGUGAUAGGGAGAUGCAGAGCCCGAAUUCGUGUCUUUAAAUAAAGCCCAAUGACUUAAAGAUUAAUUUAUAAAAUUACCAGAUGCUCAACCGACGGCCAAUUCUUAAAACACUAACUUAUAAACUAAUUUUAAUUACAUAUCCAAUCAGUAGCAAAUAAUUAAGACUAUUUUGAUAUGAUAUGUAUAUUUACAUCGUAAGCUGCCCAGAAAGUGCCCUGAAGGAGGCACAAAAGUACUCCGAUUUUCAUGACAUUUUCUACAACACUGUUAUGCGUUACAACAAUCUCAAAUAUUAUUUGUUUGUAAACAAUUAAAAAAAACAAAAUCUGCUGCCAAGUGGCCAAUGAACGUCCCCACUGACCUGGAGCCUUCCAUCCUAA
Messenger RNA from Scaptodrosophila lebanonensis, 2766 nucleotides. RefSeq names its product kelch-like protein 26. Gene Ontology annotation, molecular function: protein binding. The transcript is spliced from 5 exons. Lineage: Eukaryota; Metazoa; Arthropoda; Insecta; Diptera; Drosophilidae. The coding region runs from base 403 to 2229 and encodes 608 amino acids. The record is from RefSeq and is a predicted model, not a curated record.